AUGGAUUUCAUCAAGACCAGUUCCCUGCGUGCUCUGAUUGAGUUAACUUUCCAACGCAACUGGAACGGCCUAAUUUGGAUGAGUAGAAAAGGAGUUAUAGCCAAAAGAGUGGAGACUGUCCAGACGGCUCUAUCGAGAGAACAACGCCCAAACCGCGUAGUCCGGCUGGCCGAGGAACGCAUGUUCCGCGCUCGGCCAAAGCUGCAAUCGCAUGCCAGAGAAGCUGAACGACCCAGAAGUUUUGUUUUGUCUUGCAAGAUCGGUUCUACACACUUCCAUAGAGCACUUUGUGAUUUGGGUUCUAGUGUGAACCUAAUGCCUUACUCAGUGGCCAAGCUAUUGGGCAUCACUGACUUCAAACCUACAAAGAUCUCUCUAGUCUUUGCAGACAGAUCUGUUCGCCGCCCUGUUGGUGUUAUUAUGGAUGUUCCAAUCAUGGUUGGAGAUUGCUACAUCCCUGCUGAUUUUGUAGUUCUUGAGCUGGAACACCAACCUAAAGACCCUCUUAUCUUGGGAAGGCCAUUCCUAGCUACUGCAGGAGCUAUAAUAGAUGUCAAGAAUGGAAAGAUUGACUUGCAUCUUGGAGAUAUAGUGAUGAAUUUCGAAGUAAACAAGUCUAUGGAGAAGCCAACUGUAGAUGGUCAAGCUUUUUGGAUUGGAGAGCUCGCAGAGACAAGAGAAGAAGUGCUGGAUGAACUCCUUCUUAUUGAUCCCUUGGAGCUAGCUUUGACAAAGCUGAGAAUGAGAAUCUCACCUGAACUAUGCACACAUCGCAUCAUCCUGGAGGAUGAGUCUAGUUCUUCAAUUGAACAUCAAAGGAGGCUAAACCCCAACCUAAAGGAAGUUGUCAAGAAGGAGAUAAUGAAGCUACUGAAAGGCUGGAGUGAUUAUCCAAUAUCAGAUAGUGCAUGGGUCAGCCCUGUACAUGUCGUGCCAAAGAAAGGAGGGAUCACAGUCAUCAAGAAUGAACAUGAUGAGCUCAUUCCAACAAGAACAAUCACUGGACACAGAAUGUGUGUCGACUACAGGAAACUGAACUCCUCCACACGCAAGGACCACUACCCCUUGCCAUUCAUAGAUCAGAUGCUUGAGCGCCUUGCCAAUCAUCAAUACUACUGUUUCUUGGAUGGAUACUCAGGAUCCAGAUGA
Microthlaspi erraticum is the source of this 1149-nucleotide messenger RNA. The record is from the annotation of a GenBank genome assembly. Lineage: Eukaryota; Viridiplantae; Streptophyta; Magnoliopsida; Brassicales; Brassicaceae.